AUGGACACCAAUCUCAAGGACUUCCCCUUCUUGGACCGCGAGGAAUUCUCAGGAGCCUGCCAUCACCUCGACAGGCAGUACUGCCAGGCAACUCUGGGUCCGCUGCGGAGGCGGUGGAAGCUCAGGCUCUGCACCGCCUUGGACACUGUUUUCGACGUCGACGGCGGCUACACGACAUACAUCCAGGUCACGCGCCCUCUCGAGCCGACCGUGGAUCACGGCAAUCUUUCACUUGACAUGGGCAGAAUCUCGAUCUCUCAAGACGCCACGGUCAAGGCAGACCAGGACAUGAUGGAUGCCGAAGAGCUCGAUUCAGCGGCAAUCAUCAAACAUGCGCCCGGCCGUGAUGAGGAGCACGUCGCCUAUGAGAUUCACCUCCAUCCCACCUAUAGGGUCCCGUGUCUGUGGUUCACCCUCCACAAUCUCCCGGCGGAUGAGCCCGCCUUCAGCAUUGACACAGUCUUUCGCCGUUUGGUGCCCGACGAGUACAAGGAUGGGCUGCGAGGUCUAGGCGGCAUCGGCGGCAUCUCUGCGGACCAUCAUCCAGUCACGGGGGUCCCAGCCUUCUUCGUCCAUCCCUGCUUGGUCGGGGACGCUCUCUCGCGCUUCGAAUGCUCCCGAGAGAACUAUCUCAUCAUCUGGCUCGGGCUUGUCGGGGGUUGCGUUGGCCUCUGGGUGCCCAAAGAAAUGGUCGUACAAUGA
Hirsutella rhossiliensis is the source of this 702-nucleotide messenger RNA. RefSeq names its product autophagocytosis associated protein, active-site domain-containing protein. Gene Ontology annotation, biological process: protein modification by small protein conjugation; protein lipidation; macroautophagy. Gene Ontology annotation, cellular component: intracellular anatomical structure. The record is from RefSeq and is a predicted model, not a curated record. The transcript is spliced from 3 exons. Gene Ontology annotation, molecular function: Atg12 transferase activity. The coding region runs from base 1 to 702 and encodes 233 amino acids. NCBI's taxonomy places the organism in Eukaryota, Fungi, Ascomycota, Sordariomycetes, Hypocreales, Ophiocordycipitaceae.